CCCUCCAGCAGCACCAUGUCCCUCUCUGUGCGCACCUCUGGGCUGCCUCAGUGGCUGUCCUCCCAGAGUGGGACCCUGGGCAGAGCCAGGGACAUGUCUGCCUCGAGCAUUGGAAGCGGCUACGGGGGCAGCGCCUUUGGCUUCGGAGGCAACUCUGGGGGAGGCUUUUCUGCUGCUUCCAUGUUUGGUUCUAGUUCUGGCUUUGGUUCUAGUUCUGGCUUCGGUGGUGGUUCCUUUGCAGGAGGACUGGGUGCUGGUUAUGGAGGAGCUGGAGGAGGGGGCUUUGGAGGCCUGGGAAUUGGAUUCGGAGGAAGCUCAGGAGGGGGCUCUGUAGGGAUUUUCCCUGGCAUCGAUGGAGGCCUUAUUUCUGGAUCAGAAAAGGAAACCAUGAAGAAUCUUAACGACAGAUUGGCUUCCUAUCUGGAUAAGGUUCGAGCUCUAGAGGAGGCUAACACUGAUCUAGAAACCAAAAUUCGAGAGUGGUAUGAAACACGAGGCUCUGGGACUGGAGACCCUGGGUCACAAAAUGAUUACAGCAAAUAUUAUCCAUUGAUUGAAGACCUCAGGAACAAGAUCAUUUCUGCCAACAUUGCAAAUGCCCAGCUCAUCUUGCAGAUCGACAAUGCAAGACUGGCUGCCGAUGACUUCAGAAUGAAAUAUGAAAAUGAGCUGGCCCUGUGUCAGAGUGUGGAGGCUGACAUCAACGGCCUGCGCAGGGUGCUGGACGAGCUGACCCUGGCCAGAGCUGACCUGGAGACGCAGAUUGAGACCCUGAAUGAGGAGCUGGCCUACCUGAAGAAGAACCACGAAGAGGAGCUCCAAAGCUGCCGGGCCGGCGGCCCAGGCCAGGUCAGCGUAGAAAUGGACGCUGCCCCCGGAGUGGACCUCACCAGGCUCCUCAACGACAUGCGGGCGCAGUAUGAAACCAUCGCUGAGCAGAACCGGAAGGAUGCGGAGGCCUGGUUCAUUGAAAAGAGCGGGGAGCUCAGGAAGGAAAUCAGCAGCAACACAGAGCAGCUUCAGUCCAGCAAGAGCGAGGUCACCGACCUGCGGCGCGCACUUCAAAACCUGGAGAUCGAGCUCCAGUCCCAGCUCGCCAUGAAGAAAUCCCUGGAGGACUCGCUGGCUGAAACCGAGGGCGACUACUGCGGCCAGCUGUCCCAGGUGCAGCAGCUCAUCGGCAGCCUGGAGGAGCAGCUGCUGCAGGUGCGCGCCGACGCCGAGCGCCAGAGCGCCGACUACCAGCGGCUGCUGAACGUCAAGGCUCGCCUGGAGCUGGAAAUCGAGACCUACCGCCGCCUACUGGACGGCGAGGCCCAAGGUGACUCUCUGGUGGAAAGUUCUUAUGUGACAGCCUCCACAUCUCAAGCACCAUCAACUGAUUCCUCUAAAGACCCUAACAAAGCCCGGAAAAUCAAGACAAUUGUGCAGGAAGUGGUGAAUGGUGAGGUGGUCUCGACCCAAGUUAAGGAAAUUGAAGAACUGAUGUAAAAUUUCACAAGAUCUGCC
Budorcas taxicolor (takin) is the source of this 1509-nucleotide messenger RNA. It is a transcript of the gene KRT12, whose product is annotated as keratin 12. Gene Ontology annotation, molecular function: structural molecule activity. The coding region runs from base 16 to 1491 and encodes 491 amino acids. The record is from RefSeq and is a predicted model, not a curated record. The transcript has 8 exons. NCBI's taxonomy places the organism in Eukaryota, Metazoa, Chordata, Mammalia, Artiodactyla, Bovidae.